This is a messenger RNA of Scutellospora calospora, 1056 nucleotides long. The record is from the annotation of a GenBank genome assembly. NCBI's taxonomy places the organism in Eukaryota, Fungi, Glomeromycota, Glomeromycetes, Diversisporales, Gigasporaceae.
CAGGAUUUAAUAUUAAUCGAAUUAUAGGUGGAGGAAUUUUCGACUCUGAUAGUAUAUGGAUACUUGUUCAGUCACCGGGAAUUACUUUGGUGCUUUAUGUCGUUUGUGGUUUUAUUAGUCUUCUAGGCAGUUUAAUCUACAUCGAGCUGGGAAUUAUAUCGUUACCAAAAGGAAAAUAUUCUAUUAAUUGGACUGAUAUUUUUAAUAAACCAUCACCUAAUUUUGGAGCCUAUGGCAAUGCCAUAAUAAAGGUUUUAUUCGCAUAUGAAGGAUGGAAUGAUAUAAAUUACUUAAUUGAAGAGUUAAGGGAACCAAAAGACAGUAAUCUGAAAUUUUCAUCCCUUUUAAGUGUUUGCGUGUCACUUUUGCUUUACUUUUCCACUAAUGCUGCGUUUAUAACAGUAGUUGGGCGUAAUAUAAUUACUGAGGAUAAAGGUUCUCCAAUUGCUCUACGUUUUGGUAAAGAGCUGCGAGGCAAAACUGGUGAAAUUCUUAUGUCAGCGCUUGUUGCAAUUUCUGCCUUUGGAAGUGUAGGCUCAAUGGUUUUCACCUAUGCACGAAUUAUUACAUAUGCCGCUGAAACCAAAUUUAUACCUGAACGAUUCAAUAUAUUUAACCAUUAUAAUAAGAAGUUCAAUACGCCAACUAAUGCAUUAUUAGUACAAUUUUUAUAUUGCAUAAUGGUUUUGAUGGUUUUGAUGGGUUUGUCGAUAAUUUCAAGUGAUCCUUUUGAUUUUUUCUCUGACACAUCACAAUAUUUAUCAAUGAUAUUUCAUGGCGCUAGCGCAAUUUGUUUAUUAAGUAUAAUGAAAAGGCUAACAAAUGUUAAUUUUAACAUAUCUAAAUAUAUUGUUAUAAUUUACUUUUUAAUAAUAAUUUUGGUUGUCAUUAUAUCACUUUUCCCACCUGAAACUGAAAUUGUUAAUUGGUAUUAUUUAAUACCAUAUGCUAUAUCUUUGGCUGCUAUCCUUUUAGGAUCAAUAAUUUGGUAUUUUCGCAAUCGUGGGCAAAGUGGAGGAAAUGAUGAUACAGACGAUACAACAGAUCAAUAUUCUG